Messenger RNA from Micromonas commoda, 1557 nucleotides. RefSeq lists its product with no specific name. The coding region runs from base 1 to 1557 and encodes 518 amino acids. The transcript has a single exon. Lineage: Eukaryota; Viridiplantae; Chlorophyta; Mamiellophyceae; Mamiellales; Mamiellaceae. The record is from RefSeq and is a predicted model, not a curated record.
AUGAGGGCUGGUCCAGAAGAACCCGCGUCGACGUUGGAACGCACCGCCGCGAGCGCCACGCGGACGACGAUCGAGCCCGGGGGGAUGCGGAUCUCACGGUCGCGCGCGUUUGUCGCGUUAUGCGUCGUGUGUUGCGCGAGCAUCCCGGUGUGUGUCGCCGCGCCGUUCGCGGACAAGGACGCGCUCAAGACGGCGGUGAGAAAUUGUUUGGCGAACGUAACAUCGGGGGCCAACUGCUGCUCGACGGACCCGAACUGCGGGAACCCGAGCUCGGCGCGAUGCGGCGCCGCGGGUUGCGACGACAUGCCCAGCUGGGACACGAGCCUCGUGACGGACAUGUCCUUGUUGUUCAGGGAUUGCGAUGGUGGCCAACCGUGGUGCGGGGGCUUCGUCUUUGACUCGAGCUCAUUCAACGAAAACAUCGGCUCGUGGGAUACCUCCAAGGUCACGAACAUGCAGUCCAUGUUCGUUGACACCGCCGCGUUCAAUCAACCCAUCGGCUCAUGGAAUACCUCCAAAGUCACGGAAAUGAGUUCCAUGUUCAGUGGCGCCGCCGCGUUCAAUCAAGCCAUCGGCUCGUGGGAUACCUCCAAGGUCACGAGCAUGGGUGGCAUGUUCAGUGGGGGGGCCGCGUUCAAUCAACCCAUCGGCUCGUGGGAUACCUCCAAGGUCGUGGGUAUGGGGUCCAUGUUCUAUGGCGCCGCCGCGUUCAAUCAACCUAUCGGCUCGUGGGAUACCUCGCAGGUCACGAGGAUGGAUUACAUGUUCAGUGGCGCCGCCGCGUUCAAUCAAGCCAUCGGCUCGUGGGAUACCUCCAAGGUCACGAGCAUGGGGAACAUGUUCUAUCAAGCCGCCGCCUGGCAAGAGAGGUACACGAACUGCGGCUACUCCAGCUCCCACUCCGCCUGCGGCGAGUUCACGUCGUACACGAGCUCCGACGCCCCGGACCGGGGUCCACCCGCCGCGUGGGUUCGCAAAGACAACGCGUGCGACGCCGCCGUGCCUCCUGCCAACGGCGCCGCGGGUACCUGCUCAGACACCCUUGCGAGCGGGUCGUCGUGUCAGCCCACGUGUGACACGGGGUACACAGUCUCGGGGACGUCGUCGUGUUUGAAUCGGGUGCUGACGAGCGCAACGUGCUCCCCAAACCCGUGCGAUGCAUCGUCGCCGCCGGUAAACGGUGCCGUCGGUACCUGCACCGGCUCUCUGGCGAGUGGCUCGUCGUGCACCCCCAGCUGCGACUCCGGCUACGUCCUGUCCGGCACCAGGUCUUGCAGCGCCGGCACGCUCACGGACACCGCGGUGUGCAACACAUAUCCAAGUCCUCCACCGCCUUCACCAUCGCCACCACCGUCUUCCUCACCGGCAAACUCUUCCUCACCGGCGAACUUCUCCGCAUCUUCGGUCCCGUCUCCGUCACCGCCUCCGCUGCCUCCGCCUUCGCCACCGCCUCCGCCUCCUCCAAAGCUCGUCACCGACGACGACGACGCGGCACACGCGCCGCGUGAUGUCCUCGGCGCACUCCUACUCGCGUGCGUGACCCUUCUCUUGUUCUAG